CAGCGACAGGGGAUUGGAGAGCCCAGCGUGUACCACGCUGUGGUGGUGAUUUUCCUGGAGUUCUUUGCCUGGGGGCUGCUAACCACGCCGAUGCUCACGGUGUUACACCAGACUUUUCCUCAGCAUACAUUCUUGAUGAAUGGCCUGAUUCAUGGAGUCAAGGGUCUGCUUUCUUUUCUAAGUGCCCCACUGAUUGGUGCUCUCUCUGAUGUCUGGGGCAGGAAAUCCUUCCUCCUCCUCACUGUCUUCUUCACAUGUGCGCCAAUUCCCCUUAUGAAGAUAAGUCCAUGGUGGUACUUCGCUGUCAUUUCCAUGUCUGGAGUCUUUGCUGUCACCUUUUCUGUGAUUUUUGCCUACGUUGCUGAUAUCACGCAGGAGCACGAGCGCAGCACGGCGUAUGGAUUGGUGUCGGCCACGUUCGCUGCCAGUCUGGUCACGAGCCCCGCCAUCGGCGCGUACCUCUCCCAGGCCUACGGCGACACGCUGGUGGUUGUGCUGGCCUCGGGGGUGGCUCUGCUGGAUAUCGGCUUCAUCCUGCUGGCUGUGCCCGAGUCUCUGCCGGAGGAGAUGCGCCCGGUCUCCUGGGGAGCUCCCAUCUCCUGGGAACAAGCAGACCCGUUUGCGUCCUUGCGGAAAGUGGGUCAGGAUUCCACAGUGCUGCUCAUCUGUAUCACCGUCUUUCUCUCCUACCUUCCUGAAGCUGGCCAGUACUCCAGCUUUUUCCUGUACCUGCGACAGGUCAUUGGUUUUUCCUCCGAGACUGUGGCAGCCUUUAUUGGUGUAGUUGGGAUUCUCUCUAUACUGGCUCAGACGGUUGUGUUGGGAAUUCUCAUGCGUUCGAUAGGAAAUAAAAACACCAUCCUCUUGGGACUGGGCUUCCAGAUCCUGCAGCUUGCCUGGUACGGCUUCGGCUCGCAGCCUUGGAUGAUGUGGGCGGCGGGAGCCGUGGCUGCCAUGUCCAGCAUCACCUUCCCGGCCAUCAGUGCCAUGGUGUCCAGGAACGCAGACCCCGACCAGCAGGGUGUGGUGCAGGGGAUGAUCACUGGAAUUCGGGGUCUGUGCAAUGGCCUGGGGCCGGCGCUCUAUGGCUUUGUCUUCUAUCUCUUCCACGUGGAGCUGAAUGAGAUGGCUGAGGUGGAAACUUUGGGUAAGGCCUCCCGACCAAACAUGGCCAACCCUACAGAUGAGAGCAGCAUUAUCCCAGGGCCUCCAUUCCUGUUUGGGGCCUGUUCUGUCCUGCUGUCGCUCCUGGUGGCCUUGUUCAUUCCUGAGCACAACCUCGUGCUGAGGUCAGGCAGCCACAAGAAGCACAGUAACGGAGCCCAGCCCCACACCCACAGCCCACAGGCCGGAGGGUUGGAUGGCAAGGAGCCCCUGCUCGAGGACAGCAGCGUGUGAGGUUGGGAGAGCAGGACCUGGCUUGUGUCUCAGCUCCAGAUGGAGGAUGGACUUGGGGAGAGAGGGUGUGGGGAGAGAAGAAUGAGGUGACACUGUACCACUGACAGCCAGUGAGAAGGGACAAAUGUUCUCUUCAAGCCAAGUACACCCAGCUGGUGCAGAUGGUGCUGGUGGAGAGGGGAGAUACUGAACUGCUCUGUGGGAAGGGAUCUUUUGUUAGAGCAAACCUGCCCUGCCUGGUCUGUGAUGCUGAACUUCCUGGUGUCACCUGCCAAAUGCUCAACUCGCCAUUGAGAAGUUAGGGAGCUGGCACUGUCUGUGUUCUGCUGUGACCUAACCGAGCUGCCAGCCAGGAUGAAGCCAGGCACCCGUGCCCUGUCCCCCGGUGUCACUGGUCCUGGCUGCUGGCCCGUCGCGGC
Merops nubicus (carmine bee-eater) is the source of this 1817-nucleotide messenger RNA. RefSeq names its product hippocampus abundant transcript 1 protein-like. Gene Ontology annotation, molecular function: transmembrane transporter activity. Lineage: Eukaryota; Metazoa; Chordata; Aves; Coraciiformes; Meropidae. Gene Ontology annotation, cellular component: membrane. The record is from RefSeq and is a predicted model, not a curated record. Gene Ontology annotation, biological process: transmembrane transport. Bases 91 to 1398 code for a protein of 435 amino acids. The transcript is spliced from 11 exons.